CUCUUUUCUUACUUCUUUACAUUGUAAAUGAAUUCUCCUGUCAAGCUCUCUAUAGACUUGCUUCCAGAAUUUGGAUGGCGCAUCAAUGGAGAACCUGUUUAUUCACCAGGCUCCAUAUUCGAAGGCAGCGUCAAAGUCGAUACUACAACAAACAUCCCACAAGCAACGAUAAAAAUAUUAUUUGUUGGUACGGAAAAACUAAGACCUGACGUUGCUGCAAUAUCAGGCGUUAUGCUUGAACAACGUCCAAUUUUUGCCGUUCGCUCCAUUCUGUUCGGAAAAGAAGGACCGCAAGAUAUUCCAACGGGUGAACAGCAAUAUCAUUUUGCUAUUCAACUACCCAUGGUCAAUUACCCACCCACCUUUGUACAUUCAAUGUGCAGCUGCUCCUUCCGCUUGAUCGCUGUGUUGGAGUCGGAUAGCACGAAAAGAAUGUACAGCGAGCAGUCCAUUCGAUACAUCCCAUACAUCGAAACGAGCCCAUUGAAGGACACUUACACUUUGACGGCUCAUGGUAGCUCUAUAUCCGUACCAAGUCUUUCAUACCUUCAAUCUGACACCAUUCCCAUACACUAUGAAAGCAAAAACAGCCCUGUUACAUCGGUUACUGUCAAGUUACGGCGGAGACUGUCGUAUGGCGAUGACGGCGUUGAAGAUCACCUAGAUGAAACGUUGGCUAGCGAGGAAAUCAAGUUGACGAACACAAAUACGUUGAAUGGCACUGUAUAUUUCAACCUGCCAGAAUCCAUCGUACCUACUAUAGAUUACAGUAGCUGGAUGUCUAUGACUUACAGCCUGGAAGUCCACAUCCGGCGACAAAAGUUGAUUGGCACCGCAGCUCAUUUCAUGGUUCCCCUCACCAUCGGUACCAUGGGACCUGGUAUCCGCACGCCAUCUGAUCUUAAGCCAUACAACCAAUCCAAAGAAGAUGAGGCUGGCCGCCGCGUGGUGCCUUGCUUCGUACAGCGCAUAGAGUACGAAGACUGUUUGCCUGAAUACGCCAGCUACAAGUUACCUAAUUAUCAAAAUUCCUCCAGCUGUGAGUGGGCCGAGCCUUCUACAGCAUGAUACCAUUGGCACUACCGUCAUCCUAAGAGUUCUCAACAGCAUUUUUUUUUUUUUUUCACAUUCCAAAAAAUCAGUCAUUUUCUUGCAUACACCCCGUCCUCACUUCAUCUCAUCCCCAAAAUAAAUACAUACAGUAUCUAAAGAUAACUCUCAUGCUGCAGUUUUCAAAUAUUUAUGUAAGCCUAUGAGUACACACACGCAGAAGGAGUAACCAUGAGGCGCGCAUCAUGCAUGUGGUACCAUUGACUUUGCCACUCGUUUUCAUUAUGUCGACUUGCCAUCU
Messenger RNA from Umbelopsis ramanniana AG, 1351 nucleotides. RefSeq lists its product as uncharacterized. The transcript is spliced from 2 exons. Lineage: Eukaryota; Fungi; Mucoromycota; Umbelopsidomycetes; Umbelopsidales; Umbelopsidaceae. The record is from RefSeq and is a predicted model, not a curated record. Gene Ontology annotation, cellular component: cytoplasm. Bases 28 to 1068 code for a protein of 346 amino acids. Gene Ontology annotation, biological process: protein transport.